AGACUCUACAGGGGCAGGUAAUUCACUGGUCCACAAGCGGUCUCCUUUACGUCGAAACCAAAAGACCCCAACAUCCUUGACCAAGCUGUCUUUACAGGAUGGACAUAAAGUCAAAAAGCCAGCAUGUAAAUUUGAAGAGGGUCAGGAUGUCCUAGCUAGAUGGUCAGAUGGCUUGUUUUAUCUUGGAACUAUCAAAAAGAUAAACAUAUUGAAACAGAGCUGCUUCAUCAUAUUUGAAGACAGUUCUAAAUCUUGGGUUCUCUGGAAGGACAUUCAAACAGGAGCCACUGGUAGUGGGGAAAUGGUCUGUACAAUAUGUCAAGAAGAGUAUUCAGAAGCUCCCAAUGAAAUGGUUAUUUGUGAUAAGUGUGGCCAAGGAUAUCAUCAGUUGUGUCACACACCUCAUAUUGAUUCCAGUGUGAUUGAUUCAGAUGAAAAAUGGCUCUGUCGACAGUGUGUUUUUGCAACAACAACAAAGAGGGGUGGUGCGCUUAAGAAAGGACCAAAUGCCAAAGCAUUGCAAGUCAUGAAGCAGACAUUACCCUAUAGUGUGGCAGACCUUGAAUGGGAUGCAGGUCAUAAAACCAAUGUCCAGCAAUGUUAUUGCUAUUGUGGAGGCCCUGGAGACUGGUAUUUAAAGAUGCUACAAUGCUGCAAAUGUAAGCAGUGGUUUCAUGAGGCUUGUGUGCAAUGCCUUCAAAAGCCAAUGCUAUUUGGAGACAGGUUUUAUACGUUUAUUUGCUCUGUCUGCAGUUCUGGACCAGAAUACCUCAAACGUCUACCAUUACAGUGGGUAGAUAUAGCACACCUAUGCCUUUACAACCUAAGUGUUAUUCACAAGAAGAAAUACUUUGAUUCUGAACUUGAACUUAUGACAUACAUUAAUGAAAACUGGGAUAGAUUACAUCCUGGAGAGCUGGCAGACACACCAAAAUCUGAAAGAUAUGAGCAUGUUCUGGAGGCAUUAAAUGAUUACAAGACCAUGUUUAUGUCUGGGAAAGAAAUAAAGAAGAAGAAGCAUUUGUUUGGGUUGCGAAUUCGUGUUCCUCCUGUGCCACCAAAUGUGGCUUUCAAAGCAGAGAAAGAACCUGAAGGAACAUCCCAUGAAUUUAAAAUUAAAGGCAGAAAGGCAUCCAAACCUAUAUCUGAUUCAAGGGAAGUAAGCAAUGGAAUAGAAAAAAAAGGAAAGAAAAAAUCUGUAGGUCGUCCACCGGGCCCAUAUACAAGAAAAAUGAUUCAGAAAACUGCUGAGCCACCUUUGGAUAAGGAAUCAAUUUCAGAGAAUCCUACCUUGGAUUUACCUUGUUCUAUAGGGAGAACUGAGGGAACUGCACAUUCAUCCAAUACCUCAGAUGUGGAUUUCACGGGUGCUUCCAGUGCAAAAGAAACUACCUCGUCUAGCAUUUCCAGGCAUUAUGGAUUAUCUGACUCCAGAAAAAGAACUCGUACAGGAAGAUCUUGGCCUGCUGCAAUACCACAUUUACGGAGGAGAAGGGGUCGUCUUCCAAGAAGAGCACUCCAGACUCAGAACUCAGAAAUUGUAAAAGAUGAUGAAGGCAAAGAAGAUUACCAGUUUGAUGAACUCAACACAGAGAUUUUGAAUAACUUAGCAGAUCAGGAGUUGCAACUCAAUCAUCUAAAAAACUCCAUUACCAGUUAUUUUGGUGCUGCAGGUAGAAUAGCAUGUGGUGAAAAAUACCGAGUAUUGGCUCGUCGGGUGACACUUGAUGGAAAGGUGCAGUAUCUUGUGGAAUGGGAAGGAGCAACUGCAUCCUGACUGUAGGACUGAACAUUAUGUUCACUGCACUCUCAUUUUCUGUAGGUACAGUUCAAAGCCCUAAAGGAUAAAGGAGUCUGGCUUUUACUAUCUUUCUUAAAAAAAAAAAAAAAAAAAAAAAAAGUCAAAAAAGUUCACAAAAGGAGAUGAUACUAGCCUUAACAUGUACCUGUCAAUGUUAUGGAUAUUGUCAUAAAAAGAUAUCUUUUAAAAAUCAGAACAGAGACUUAAUUUUUUAAAUCUUAAGAUUUGUAGAAUGUUUCUAGGAUAGGAUAUUAAAAAUGAUUCAAAUCCAUGCAUGGUGUUAGAUAAUUUUUCUAAUUAUUCCAUUGAGUCAGUUUUUGUGAUUAGUGGUUAUCAGAUCAAACAGAUCAUGUAGAUAGAUAGCACAAGUAUUUGGAGAAACGUUGUCUGUUUUGUUACCAAAAUGUUGGAAAAAAUUUAUUUCAAUACCUUUCAGAUUUCAUAAAGUGCAGUGUAUAUAAUGCCUACUAAAAGACUGUAAAAUAUUGAAAUUUUCUUUCAAGCAAAGUGUAAAAAAUAUAUUGAGCCUGUAAAUUGCUCUGUGACUAGACUUCAUUGUCGUCUUAAUAUAUUCUUUGCAUGUGCAUAUAUAUACACAAGGGUGUAUAUAUAUGUGUGUGAUUAUGUGACCUAUGCAAUACAAAUUAUGGGAAUGGGCAGCUUUGGAGUAUAUAUCCCAUAAUUCUUUUUUCAGGAAUAGUUGCAGUAUUUACACAGCAGCAUUUCUUCUCAGGCUUUUAUUGGGUGCUGUUGCUUGCUAUGUAUGAAGAGAAAUGUGUCAAACAAGUUUAAAGUUUAGUGUGUUCUGAAGAAGGGUGUGAACAACAGUGUUCAUGGGCUUUUAGAAUGCUUUUCAGUUUCAGUCCUUGUAACUCAGCUGUUCAGUACCUAAAACCAAUUCAAAUAAUAUGAACAUUAUUUCCUACUAGAAGUAACGUUUUCAAGUUUUCAUGGCACAUUAUGAUUGUAAAUGUCUCUCAGUUUUAACAGUAAGUCUAUAGGAGUCCCGUGAAGAUUCCUGAAAUGUCUGUAGUAACUGUUAGUCAUGUUGAAUAAGUGUAGUAUGAACAAAGUAUUUUAUUGCACAGGGUUAACAAACAGUAUGUUGCCUGACAAGGCUACUGCUGUUUUAUUACAACAUUACCUCUUGUUUUUAUAAAAUGUACCAAGAUUUAAAUUGAUAACUUUAUUUUACAUGUAAAAAAACAGUUUCUUUUAUCACCAGUGUUAGAGUUGUCUUCUGUUUCUUUUUGUUUUGUUUUGUUUGUUUGUUUUCUUUUUUAGCCAAAGAGUAAACAGAAGAAUAUUCUUAUUUUGGUGGCUAUUCAUUUUACUCUUAAAAGUGAUUGGUGGAUUUUGCCUAAAAAUUGGGGAAUUUGCCGCCAAAAUGAAAAAUAUGUAAAGUGUAGUGGUUACAGAGCGGUAAAAAUGUGGGUUAGUACUUAUUUAUUCCAUUGAUUGAUUAUUUGACUGUUUAUAAAGAAAGUUGCUUUAUUUCUUUAAACAUCUUCAAAAGAUGACCUUUUCUUAUCACAUUAUAGCCAAAAGAAGCAGAGAACUUCGUUGUCCUGCAUUUGGUUCCUGGUUGGCCAGGUAUAAAUGAGCUUUACAAAAGUGCAAAUUAAAAACUGUCACUUCUGUUUACCUCCACCAAAACUUGAUUUUCCCCUAGCUAUUAAUUUAAAGUUGCCUUUCCUGCAGCUGCAAUAUUUUGAAUAACACACAGAGUUUGUGUUGAUUUUGAAUGUUUGUUUAUAUCUAGGGGUAAUGGAAAAUGUAAAUCCCGUGUAACCUUAUUCACUCCACCUGUAUCAUAUUAUUUCAUUUUCCCCAAAGUCCUUUAAUUCUAACUGAACACCAGCAGUAUUUUUAGUAACUCUUUCUUUAGUAUACUUGGAAGAUGAUUUAUUAAGCUGAACUGUCUUUAGACGUAAUUAUUGUGAAUGUCUGUCUUAUUUUAUCAUGGUGGUUCCACAUGGCUCUGAUGUUCAGUUUGUAUUUUUGGAAUUGCUUUACUUAGAAUUAAAACAGACCAACAUUAAAUGUGUGUAUUUUUUAAAGA
This is a messenger RNA of Canis lupus familiaris (dog), 3863 nucleotides long. RefSeq names its product metal response element binding transcription factor 2 (gene MTF2). The coding region runs from base 302 to 1777 and encodes 491 amino acids. The record is from RefSeq and is a predicted model, not a curated record. Gene Ontology annotation, molecular function: chromatin binding; DNA binding. NCBI's taxonomy places the organism in Eukaryota, Metazoa, Chordata, Mammalia, Carnivora, Canidae. Gene Ontology annotation, cellular component: nucleus. Gene Ontology annotation, biological process: chromatin organization; regulation of DNA-templated transcription. The transcript is spliced from 14 exons.